Messenger RNA from Portunus trituberculatus (swimming crab), 4744 nucleotides. RefSeq names its product 3'-5' ssDNA/RNA exonuclease TatD-like. NCBI's taxonomy places the organism in Eukaryota, Metazoa, Arthropoda, Malacostraca, Decapoda, Portunidae. Gene Ontology annotation, cellular component: cytosol. Bases 270 to 1208 code for a protein of 312 amino acids. The transcript is spliced from 7 exons. The record is from RefSeq and is a predicted model, not a curated record. Gene Ontology annotation, molecular function: single-stranded DNA 3'-5' DNA exonuclease activity.
UUCUCCUUUAUAACUACGGUGAGGAAACGUCAGAGAACCUGGACGUGUGGGAAGUAUUUAGCCGUAUUUAAGUCCUGUGUGUGCUGCCGUGCCCGAGUCUAGGUCACCUGGUGGAGAACGAAGUCCCACAACAACACUUGAGACAUUCCACCGCUUAGAUAAACACGUCCAGGGCUGAAAAUGGUAUAUAUUCUUGGAGAUCGUCUGCAGUGUUGAGGAGAAACCACUACUUUACAGCUCAAGGAAAGGAACAGAAAGCUAGUGUAGCAAUGGCUAAGAGCAUCACCAAGGAGGGGGACGCCUUGGAUGGUCUGGAGGGUGACAUGGGGGCUCUCCACACCUCUGAGAAUUACAUCAUUGUUGACAUCGGAGCAAACCUCACCAACAAGAAGUUCACCAGGGACCUAGACUCUGUGGUGGGCAGAGCUCGAGAUGCAGGAGUUCACAAGAUCAUGGUAACGGGCACGACAGUACAGAGCAGCAAGGAAGCACUUCGCCUGACUCGCCUCUUCCCAGAAACUCUGUACUCAACUGCAGGUGUACACCCUCAUGAAGCAAAGUCUUGGGAUGAGGAAACAGAAGAGGCUCUUCGAGAAAUACUGGCCAACCAUGAAGUGGUGGCUGUGGGCGAGUGUGGACUGGACUUUAACCGAAACUUUUCCCCUCAAGAAACUCAGCUGGAGGUCUUCCAUAAACAGGUCUCUCUGGCCUGUAGCUUGAAGAAGCCCCUCUUUAUACACGAACGAGAUGCCCACAAUGAGGUGCUGGAGGUGCUUAGGAAGUACAAGGAUCGUCUUCCUCCUGUUGUGAUCCACUGUUUCACUGGAGAUGCUACCCAGGCUGCUGCAUACCUCAAGGAAGGCUGUUAUAUUGGCCUUACAGGUUAUGUAUGGAAAGAUAAGUCUGAGGAUGGUGUGCGACGAAUUUUGGAAGAUGGCAUAGUUCCCUUGGACCGACUCUUGGUGGAGACUGAUUCUCCUUUCAUGUAUCCCAACACAAGAGCAUCUAAACUUCCUCCUUAUGUCAAAGAAGCCCUCACAGAAAGAUCUUUGACGUUUCUUCACCGUUACUGCACCUUCCAACGAAAUGAACCGUGCUCCCUGCCGGUAACCAUCGAGAUGAUUGCUGCCUACAUGAAGAAGAAGUCUGAUCAGGUAGCUCUUCAAACAACAUUUAAUGCCUUAAAAGUAUUUGGCUUAACCACUUGAAUUAAGUGCACUUAAAAUCAUUGGGAUGUUGUCAAGUGAAGAUUAGUGUCAGUCAGUAUAUAAUUUAUUGUCAUUUAAAAAAAAAUUGAAUUAUUAAAAUCUUAUUUCCUUUAAUCUUAUGUAUUUUUUAUGUGAACACAUCUUCUGUAGUCAUAAUACAGAAUUCUGUUCAGGGGUUUGGUUUUCUCCAUUAGAAUCAUGACAGGCUGUAGGUGGGCAGUGCUGUUGAUGUUAUGCUGCUUUAGAGAUUUAUACAUGUAACCAACUUAUGACAAGUCAGUAGCAAAAUGUUUAGUGUGUGCUUUAUUUUUUUUUUUCUACUGGAUUUGUUGAAAAAAUACUUUGGCAGACAACUCAAGCUAGUGAAAGAUUAAUAUUGUGUUUUCAUUAAAGUAAUAUGGUUUUUAAUAUUGUGUUUUCAUUAAAGUAAUAUGGUUUUUGAGUGGGAAAAUCAUACCUGUAUGUACGUGGUGCUUCCUAGAGCGUGUGAUGAGUUGUCAAGUAUUGCAGCAAAUGGCCAACAAGUCUUGCCCUGUGAGGGAGUAAUAGAAUAAGAUGGUGUUAGCCACUGAUAAAACCAUACAGUUCCUUACCACUAGUUAAUGUGCUAACAUGUUGCUUGAUGGCAGAUUAUAUAACCAAAUGAUAGUGAGUGUAGUUUGCAGAGGUUGUGGCUCAUGCAGCAAACCAGAAGGCUGAAGCCACACUCAGGAGUGUUUUGGCUCCACCUAGUGUGGUGCUUAUCAUACAGGUUUUGAAGGUUUGUGUCUGAUAUCUUUUUUUCUUUCAAUAUUUUACACUUGAAAUCUUAAUUUCUGAAAAUUAUUAGCUGUUAGCCACCCAGGUUGUAAUUUAGCCAUAAAUGUUUAAUUCAAGGUUUAUUACAAACUUAAAUAACAAUGAAGGAAAUGUUUCUUCCAAAGACACUUCCAGUGAAAUAUGUCAGACCAAUUCCCACUUCACAUCAAAUGUGAAGUUUGCAAAUAAUGUAUAAGAUGAGCUUUCAAAGACAUGCAUAAUAGCUCAUCAUAUGCUUUUUAGAUUAAAAGUGUGUCUUUGCAGUUGAAUUGCAGUGAAAUAAAUUGAUGUCAUUUUACUUCUACUUGAAAUAUGCAGAUUUAGUUCUAGUUUUUGAUGUAGCUACAAAAAAAUUGAUGGCAACAAUGAUAAUGAAACUCAGCCUUACAGAAUUCAUGUUUGUUGAAUGCAAACUUAACUCGGCUGCAUUAUCAUAUUUUCAACAUUUGGUGCAGAACAAACAACCUUUUGGAAUGUUUCUGAAAAUAUACCUAACCUUGGAUGAUAUCAAUCUUAUCAAUCAUCAAUAUCCAGACAUCAUAUAUCCUUUGUGGGAUGGCUCUGAUAGGGUUCUACAGGGCAGCAGCUGACCACCUCACAAGAGGAAAUUAUGAUGAUUGUGACCACAACAGACCCAAACAACAGGAAUUUGUGCUAUGGUUGUAUUAACAACUGGUGCUCAAUGGGUCAUUGGGUUGAGAUACUUCUAUGUCCUGAACCAGAGCUAUCCACUUGCACCAAGGCUGCCUACAACUAGGUCCACAAGGAGUAAAGUGCCAAUGAAGUCUCUAUAAUCCAAUCCAUAAUAAACAGGCCAUCUUGAUAAUCUUUACUAAAGUCAUUUACAAGGGUUCAUAACCUUCCCAAGAGCCCAAAGAUAUAACUGCUCUACCAUCCAGAGUUCUUUAGUGUUUGCCUCCUUGUCAAAGAAUUUUCUCUAAAACUAAUUCAUUGAUUGAAGAAACAAGGUAUAGAAAUGUGAAGAAUCGUGUCAUUUCCGAUACUUCAUAUCCAACUUUAUCACCCUCAUAUGCUGUAGGAAAGGGCUGUGUCCCACAAUACACAUUUCUCAAUAAUUGAAAGUUCAUUAUGCAACUUUAUUCACUCAACAUGACUUGAUAGCAUCCACCAAAAGCAGCUGCCCAAGCUAUCUUGCAUCCUUUGAGAAGAUGCUAAAACUGUGGUGCCCUCACUCUUCCUACCGAAAUUCUGUUGUGGAAAUUUAAUUAUGUUUAGAUGGGCCUCCAUUUUAAGUCAUUAUCCUCAUACUUGAUACCAACAUAAUUGGCAACUCUAGUCAAUUCAAGACAAGUAUUUUUUUCCUUCACUUCAUGCAGUGACAAAAUAACAGCAAGCUGUUGUGGUGCAUCAUGGUGUGAGGCUAGUGGUGCGUGUUCCAUCUUGAGAGACAAGGAGACCCUCAACCUAGAGCCACGUCAAGGCAGUAUUUCAGACAGGUUUUUUUUUAUUAUUUUUUUUUUCAUUGUUAGACUACAAUAUAAAUAUUUAUUUGUUACAAUUAUUGAUAAGGUUUAUGUUUUCACCACUGAAACAAGUAAAUGGAGAAUUGUUAAAUUUUAUAGGAUAUUAUGAGUAACUACACUGACCUUAUGAGCUUUGGAAUUUCUAUGAAAUAUGGAUUUAAUUCAGAAGUGGCCUUUGUACACUAGUUUAAUUAUAAGAUUAUAUAUAUAUAUAUAUAUAUAUAUAUAUAUAUAUAUAUAUAUAUAUAUAUAUAUAUAUAUAUAUAUAUAUAUAUAUAUCAAUGUUAGCUUCACACAUCAAUGAAUGCAACAAAUGUGAUAAUGAUGGUGCUUUGUGUUGGUUUUCACUGCACUGGAUAAAUUGAUAAGUUGAUAUCACAGUGCCUUGAGAAAAUUUUUUAGCAGUAUUACAAUUAAGAGCUUUGUACUGUACAGGUGAUUGUAAAUAAUUUGUAUUGAACUAUAUUUGAAAAAGCCUCGAUUCAAAAUUAUCUUUAGGUUUCAUUUUUCCGAUAGUUAUGGUAUUUGUGCAUUUGAAGGGUUACUCCUUUUUGAAACCCAACUCUAGUCCUUGUUUACCUAAGAUAUUUUUUAUAUCUCUCAGCAUCAGAAGACUCUUCAUGUGUUGUUGAGUGUCUCAGUGUUAUCCAGCUUUCUCUUGUCUCCUGUCUGUGCCUCGCCCAAGGCUCCAGACACUCCACUUGGGUAGGUUUUGGGAGGUUCAACUUAACAAUGCACUUAAGCAUCUCCUAAUAAUUUCCUUCCACUGAUACAUGACACUUUUUAUAUCAUUUUUAUUUUUAUGCAAUGACCUGCCAUUCCAUGUUUUGUGCACUUGUGUUUGUGUAAAAUGUCGCCAUGUGUGUUUAUUUGAUCUGUUUUAGGGGAGUAGAUGAACCAUAUUUAUGUAUUUAAUGCAUCUACUGUUUCUAUUUAUUUUCUAAUACAUUUUUUUUAUCGUUUUUGUCCUUGCUUCAAGCGCAAUGACACUAUCAGAUGCUUAAGAAGUGCUAGAUCACCAUUUUGUUCAAAAAGAAAAAAAAAAAAAUCUCAAACUUGAUAAAUUGGUGAAAACUGAAUCUUGCUUUUAUUUCUGAGGAAAGCAUGUAAUGUUCUAGAGUCUAGACUAUGAUGAACCAUUCAAGAUUUAUUGGAAAUUACCUUUAUUCCAGAUGUCUGGAUUCCAGUUGUGAAGGGGUUCAUUGCAUUGUACAUGAUUGUGAACCUUUUCUGUAAAUAAAAUGUGUAUUUUUA